Molecule: messenger RNA, 4023 nt
Organism: Penicillium paradoxum
Lineage: Eukaryota; Fungi; Ascomycota; Eurotiomycetes; Eurotiales; Aspergillaceae
Gene: mdr1
Product: ABC multidrug transporter Mdr1
Exons: 1
Coding region: 1-4023 (1340 amino acids)
Biological process (GO): transmembrane transport
Cellular component (GO): membrane
Molecular function (GO): ATP binding; ABC-type transporter activity; ATP hydrolysis activity
Source: RefSeq, a predicted model, not a curated record
AUGCAACAGCCCGAAGAGGGUGUGUCGGCGGUUGAGAAGGUGGUCGAGGACCCUCAACCCAGCAAGCUUGACGAGAAACUCGACGAGAAACUCGGCGAGAAGCCCGGGAAGCGGGAUUCCGAUUCCGCCUCCACAUCAACUGUCAAAGGAAAUGAAAGCAGUACUCCAGUCGCGACAGAGGAAGAUGCCCUCUACGGUCAUCUGCCACAACAUGAGAGGGAUAUUCUCAAGCAACAGCUAGAUGCGCCUGCUAUCAAUAUCUCCUUCAUUGGUCUUUAUCGAUAUGCCUCCCACAUGGAUCUACUCAUCCUUGUGGUCAGCGCAUUAUGCGCCAUUGCCGCCGGUGCUGCACUGCCGCUCUUCACGAUUCUCUUCGGCUCCUUGGCAACGGCCUUCCAAAAUAUCAUACUUCGCACGAUCCCAUACGAUGAGUUCUACGACCAGUUGACCAGCAACGUCCUGUACUUUAUCUACCUUGGCAUUGGAGAAUUCGUUACGGUGUACAUCAGCACCGUGGGCUUCAUCUACACCGGAGAGCAUGUCACCCAGAAAAUUCGAGAACACUAUCUCGAAGCCAUUCUGCGCCAGAAUAUCGCCUAUUUUGAUAAGCUUGGUGCGGGCGAAGUAACUACCCGUAUCACCGCCGACACGAACCUCAUCCAAGAUGGUAUCUCCGAGAAAGUUGGCUUGACCCUAACUGCCAUAGCCACGUUUGUGACUGCCUUCAUAGUUGCCUACAUAAAGUACGCACCGCUGGCUGGUAUUUGUACUUCGACCAUGGUUGCUCUGAUGUUGAUCAUGGGCGGGGGAUCCCAGUUCAUCAUGAAGUUCAGCAAGCUCUCCCUGGAAAGCGCUGGGGCCAGUGGCACGGUGGCGGAGGAAGUUAUCAGCUCCGUUCGUAAUGCGACUGCAUUUGGUACUCAGGACAAGCUCGCGAGGCAGUAUGAGGCGCACUUGCUUCAAGCAGAGAAAUGGGGCGUGCGCCUGCAAAUGUCUCUCGCAGUUAUGGUCGGUUGCAUGUUUGGACUCAUGUUCAUGAACUACGGCCUGGGCUUUUGGAUGGGAUCCCGAUUCCUGGUGGAUGGUAAGGUUAAUGUUGGACAAGUCCUGACCAUCUUGAUGGCUAUCCUCAUUGGAUCUUUCAGUUUGGGCAACGUCAGCCCCAACGUGCAGGCCUUCACCAACGCCGUGGCCGCUGCCACCAAGAUCUUCACGACCAUCGAUCGUCAAUCACCGCUCGACCCCACAUCCGAUGAAGGGAUCAUCCUUGACCAUGUCGAAGGUCAUAUUGAGUUCCGCAAGGUGAAGCACAUUUACCCCUCACGCCCCGAAGUUACAGUAAUGGAAGAUGUUUCACUUUCCAUGCCUGCCGGUAAGACAACCGCGUUGGUUGGCCCUUCGGGCUCUGGCAAGAGUACUGUGGUCGGUCUGGUCGAGCGGUUCUAUCUCCCUGUCGGUGGCCAGGUGUUCUUGGAUGGACACGACAUCCAGACUCUCAACUUGCGCUGGCUACGCCAGCAGGUUUCGUUGGUCAGCCAGGAACCCAUCCUAUUCGGCACAACCAUAUACGAGAAUAUCCGCCAUGGGCUGAUUGGAACACGCUUCGAACACGAGUCCGAGGAAAAGAUCAAGGAGCUUAUCGAAAACGCCGCCAAGAUGGCCAACGCCCACGAAUUCAUCAAUGUUCUCCCCGAGAGAUAUGAAACCAAUGUCGGCCAGCGUGGUUUCUUAUUAUCUGGGGGCCAGAAGCAGCGCAUUGCCAUCGCCCGUGCUAUUGUCAGUGAUCCCAAGAUCUUGCUUCUUGAUGAGGCCACUUCCGCUCUGGACACCAAAUCUGAAGGUGUGGUCCAGGCAGCACUUGACCGUGCUGCCGAAGGCCGCACUACUAUUGUCAUCGCCCACCGUCUAUCAACCAUCAAGUCUGCGCAUAAUAUUGUUGUCUUCGUCAACGGAACUAUUGUCGAGCAGGGUACGCACAGCGAACUGACUGGACAUGACGGCCCUUACUUCAAGCUUGUCGAAGCCCAGCGCAUCAAUGAGGAGAAGGAUGCAGAUGCCCUGGAGGUAAAUGAGGAUAGCAUCGAGCACAUGGCCAAGUCUCAUAUCGCACGUGUCAAGUCUAUUGCUAGUGGUUCAACCAUGGACAAGGAGGCAGAAGCAUUUCAGGAUGAUAUGCGGCGUCAGGAAUCUCGCAAGUCCGUGUCCAGUAUUGUUCUUGCGAAGAAAAUUGCCGAAGGUGGCAGCAAAUACUCUCUUUGGACUCUAAUCACGUUCAUCGCGUCUUUUAACAAGGAAGAGCGACUGUUCAUGGUCAUCGGUCUUAUCUUUUCUGUACUCGCAGGUUGUGGUCAGCCCACUCAAGCAUUCCUGUAUGCCAAAGCCAUCAGCUCACUGUCCCUGCCCAAAGAUCAGUUCGAUAAGCUGAGAUCAGAUGCCAACUUUUGGUCUCUCAUGUUCUUCAUUAUCGGUAUCGUUCAGAUUAUCACUUUUUCGGUCCAUGGCAUCUCCUUCGCCUUUUGCUCUGAAAGAUUGAUUCGCAAGGCACGCAGUAGGGCUUUCCGGAUCAUGCUCCGCCAGGAUAUCAACUAUUUCGACCGUGAGGAAAACAGCACCGGCGCUUUGACCUCUUUCCUCUCAACUGAGACUAAGCAUUUGUCCGGUAUCAGUGGACAAAUUCUUGGAACAAUUCUGAUGACUUCGACGACUCUCAUCGCUGCAAUUGUGAUCGCGCUUGCCUUCGGAUGGAAACUUGCUCUCGUUUGUAUCUCCGUCGUUCCUAUCCUCUUAGGCUGCGGUUUCUAUCGCUUCUAUAUGCUUGCUGCAUUCCAAUCACGUUCCAAGGCUGCCUAUGAGCGAUCUGCCAGCUACGCCUGCGAGGCCACAUCCGCUAUUCGGACCGUAGCCUCACUCACCCGUGAGACCGAUGUUUGGUCAAUAUAUCACGGCCAACUUGCUGUACAGGGCCGCGCUAGCUUGAUCUCGGUGAUCAAGUCGUCGUCCUUGUAUGCAGCCUCGCAGGCAUUGGUGUUCUUCUGUGUCGCCCUUGGCUUCUGGUACGGUGGAACCCUUCUUGGUCAUCAUGAAUACGACAUGUUCCGCUUCUUUGUGUGUUUCAGUGAAAUUCUGUUCGGUGCUCAAUCUGCUGGCACGGUGUUCUCCUUUUCCCCAGAUAUGGGCAAGGCCAAGAAUGCCGCUUCCGAAUUCCUCAAGCUGUUCGAGCGCCGGCCUACCAUUGACACGUGGUCCGAAGAUGGUGAGAACCUGGACCACUGUGACGGAACCAUUGAGUUUAAGGAUGUGCACUUCCGCUACCCGACCCGUCCCGAGCAGCCUGUGCUCCGCGGUCUGAACCUCACAGUCAAGCCUGGCCAGUACGUUGCCCUGGUGGGUCCUAGUGGAUGCGGAAAGAGUACUACUAUUGCCCUUCUCGAGCGUUUCUACGAUGCCCUUUCCGGUGGCAUCUACGUGGAUGACAAGAACAUCGCCGACCUGAAUGUCAACUCCUACCGCACCCAUCUGGCGCUGGUUAGCCAGGAGCCAACUCUAUACCAGGGUACUAUCAAGGAGAACAUCUUACUCGGUAGUGCCAACGAGGAGCCUACUGAAGACGAGCUAGUCAAGGCCUGUCACGACGCGAACAUCUACGACUUCAUCAUGUCUCUUCCCGAUGGCUUCAACACCAUUGUCGGUAGCAAGGGAGGCAUGUUGUCUGGUGGCCAAAAGCAGCGUGUGGCCAUCGCUCGUGCUCUUCUCCGCAACCCUAAGAUCUUGCUCCUGGAUGAAGCAACCUCCGCGCUUGACUCCGAAUCCGAGAAGGUUGUCCAGGCUGCUCUGGAUGCUGCCGCGCGCGGUCGCACUACUAUCGCUGUCGCUCACCGCCUCAGUACUAUCCAAAAAGCCGACAUCAUCUACGUCUUCGACCAAGGCAAGAUUGUUGAGAGCGGUAACCACACCGAGUUGUUGCGCAAUAAGGGCCGCUACUACGAGCUGGUCAACCUCCAGUCCCUCGGCAAUACAAACUAA